Molecule: messenger RNA, 1266 nt
Organism: Thyridium curvatum
Lineage: Eukaryota; Fungi; Ascomycota; Sordariomycetes; Thyridiales; Thyridiaceae
Exons: 1
Coding region: 1-1266 (421 amino acids)
Source: RefSeq, a predicted model, not a curated record
AUGGCGGCGACUGAGGGCACUCACGAGCAUAUCGCAGCCACCAUGGCGGCGACUGAGGACACUCAGGAACAUACCACAGCUACCCUGACGGCGACCGAGGACAGUCACGAAGAUACCACAGCUACCAUGGCGGCGACCGAGGACACCGACGAAGAUGACACAGAUGCCGUGGCGCCGACCGAGGACACUCACUUCAAGGUCUAUUUCGCGGCCUACGCGGCACCAUGGUGGUCAAAUCAUGCCAUCUACAUCGACACCAAGGAAGAGGUUGGAGGAGAAAAGGGCGGCAUGCUUUACCGCGUCGUGGGGAGCGUGAAAACCGGCAUGAUGUUUGUGGCCGAGAAGAAGCCCUUUCCCCUCAACGACGUUCCUGAUCAUCUCAAGGACUGCGGCGGCUACCUGGUGAAACCGGUCGGCUGGGUGGCCAAGGAGGACCUCGACGACGUGAAGGAGGUGUGCUCGGGGGUGCCGCCUCCCCGGAAGCAGUGGAACGGCAUGGGCUGGACGCGCAUGUAUCCGGGCGUGCGCAUCUACCACGGCCAGAGCUGGGUGAGAGAGGCGCUUGCGACCCUCAGGGAUGCCAUGGUUCUCGAGCCCCUCGGCCCUGAGGACGACGAGCCUGAGCAAAUUAGGCUAGACAGGGUGAGAACGUUCCCAAAGAUCGAGAACCAUCCGGAGACGGAGGACGCGGACCUUGGGGAGACGGAGGACGAGUACUCUUGGGAGGAGGAGGACGAGUAUUCUUGGGAGGCGGAGGACGAGUACUGUUGGGGGGCGGAGGACGAGUACUCUUGGGAGGCAGAGAGCGAGAACUCUUGGGAGGCGGAGGACGAGAGCGCUCAGGAGGCAGAGGAUGAGAGCGCCUGGGAGGCGGAGGAUGAGAACGCUCAGGAGGCAGAGGAUGAGACCUCUCGGGAGGCGGAGGAUGAGAACUCUCAGGAGGCGGAGGAUGAGGACGAGUGGUUUACUUGGAAGGUGGAGGACGAGAGCGCUCGGGAGGUGGAGGAUGAGAACGCUCAGGAGGCGGAGGAUGAGAACUCUCAGGAGGCGGAGGACGAGUGGUUUCCUUGGGAGACGGAGUACCCUUGGGAGGUGGAGGACGAGAACUCUCGGGAGGCGGAGGAUGAGAACGCUCGGGAGGUAGAGGAUGAGAACUCUCGGGAGGCGAACGAUAAGAACGCUCAGGAGGCGGAGGAUGAGAACGCUCAAGAGGCAAAGGAAAAGUACUCUUGGGAGGAGGCGGAUGAAAGCAGCACGAUCUGGUAG